Plenodomus lingam JN3 is the source of this 645-nucleotide messenger RNA. RefSeq lists its product as uncharacterized. Gene Ontology annotation, molecular function: proteasome binding; endopeptidase activator activity. Gene Ontology annotation, cellular component: nucleus; proteasome regulatory particle, lid subcomplex; cytoplasm. The record is from RefSeq and is a predicted model, not a curated record. Lineage: Eukaryota; Fungi; Ascomycota; Dothideomycetes; Pleosporales; Leptosphaeriaceae.
AUGUCUAUCCAACCGCUGAUAACCUUCAAGGCGGGCCAGUGCGAACUCAUACGUGGCGAAGGCACUCAGCAGACUGUAAAGCCUGUGCGGACGCCUGGCUACGUUUACCUCUACCAAGGCGAAGAUGAAUUCGUCCACUUUUGCUGGCGGCCCCGCGACAACUCCCUCGAAGAUUCCGAACUCGACCUCAUCAUGAUCCCAGGCGAUGGUGCCUUCGUACCAUACACGGGCAAAGAGGCCGCCGAAGACUCGGAUAAUGUCAAGUCGCCAACCGAUGGCCGUAUAUUCGUCCUCAAGUUCAACUCGAGCUCACAACGCUACCUCUUCUGGUUACAAUCCAAGUCACAACAUCCUCGCGGCGACCCAAGCUGGUUUAGUGAGCGGGAUCAGAGGAUAGGUCAGAUUGUCGACUCACUAUUGAACGGAGAAGAGAUCGAUGUUCUCGGCGAGCUCGCAAGUGUGCAGAACCCAUCAGCAGGAAAUGACGAGGACGAGGCAAUGGAAGAUGCGGACGGUGCAGACCACUCCAACAAUCGCAACCGCCAUGGCAGCACUGGAGGUGCAGGGGCUGAUGCUACGGGUGGAGAUAUUCGGGAAGAAGGAGAAGAGUCACGCGAAGGUGGUGCUGAUGGUGGUCGAGCGUAG